Metarhizium acridum CQMa 102 is the source of this 480-nucleotide messenger RNA. RefSeq lists its product as uncharacterized. NCBI's taxonomy places the organism in Eukaryota, Fungi, Ascomycota, Sordariomycetes, Hypocreales, Clavicipitaceae. Gene Ontology annotation, cellular component: membrane. The record is from RefSeq and is a predicted model, not a curated record.
AUGUGCUCCGCAGACAUCUUUCUCGGCUUGUUGGCCAUCCUUUUCCCUCCACUACCUGUCUGGGUGAAAUGCGGCAUCUGCAGCGCCGACUCCCUCAUCAACAUCCUCCUCUGCUGCCUCGGCUUGAUCCCCGGCCUCUUCCACGCAUGGUACAUCAUCGCCAAGUACCCCGAGCCGGCAUACGAGUAUGAGUCACUACCCCAAGAAGGCGGCCGCGUCACAUAUGUCUACGUUCAGACUCCGCAUGGACCUCAUUGCCGACCGCCCGCUCCGAAUGGGGGUAUGAACUACGGAACGCAGCAGAGCGGGAGUAACAGAAACCAACAGCAGCAGCAGCAGCCGCACCCACAAGGUUCGCAACAGUCCCAGGCCCAGACCGGUGCCGCUUCUGCGGAGGGCGCUUCGAGUCAGCACGGUGGUGUGCCGCCCAGUUAUGCAGAGGUUGUUGCUGGUGACCACAAGGUUCAGACCCAAGAUUAA